Molecule: messenger RNA, 2400 nt
Organism: Glossina fuscipes
Lineage: Eukaryota; Metazoa; Arthropoda; Insecta; Diptera; Glossinidae
Product: scavenger receptor class B member 1
Exons: 8
Coding region: 423-2306 (627 amino acids)
Cellular component (GO): membrane; cytoplasm
Molecular function (GO): scavenger receptor activity
Source: RefSeq, a predicted model, not a curated record
UAUAUGAACUACAAAAUUUCAAUUGUCAGUUGUCGUUACCUUAUCACUGAAGCUCGUAGCUCUCUGCAAUGUGACAAAAAGCAAUAAAAUUUAUUAUAAUUUCAAUAAUAAUUCUAAAUAAAUGAAGUGAUAAAGAAAAGAAGAAAAUUCUUUAAAGGAAAAUUGAAUUAAAAAAAAAAAUUUUUUUCUUCUUAUUUUCCUAAUCUUCUGAAUUCGUUAACUUAAAGCAAUUUUAAGUAUUUCAAGUAACAGAAUUCUUAUUUGAUACUCUUCUUCUUUUUCGAACGUCUUCCGUAAUCUCUGUACUCGUACAAUUAGUGUUAAUUUAAAGUAAUUAAGAAAUAAAUAACUAAAUAAAUGAAUAAAUAAAUAAUUAAAUAAUAAAUACAACAAUAAAAAAAAAAAAAUAAAUAAAGAAGAAAAUGUCUCUACCUAGUGAUAAAGUAACAACCGAACAACUUACAUUAACUUGUGAUGACUGUAUAGAUGAUGACGUUACGGUACAACAAUCAGCAGAAAAACAACAUCAAAGGCAAUCGCAACGGCAACACUACCGAAAGCAUCAGCAUCAGCAUCAGCAUCAGCAUCAGCAGCAGCAGCAACAGCAACAGCAACAUCAACAAUGUAUGUUCAAUAGUAAUGUGAACGCAGAUAAAAGGCCUCAAAAGGCGGAAAACGACUUAAGCCUGAAAAUCAAAUACAAACGCAGUGAAAGUAAAAAUAAAAAGACACAAAGUCUUUUCGAAUUAUUUUUUGAAAUGGUUGGAGAGAAAGAGCAGCGUACCCGAGAAAUGGGAACGUUAAUAUUGUUAGGAACGAUGUUUCUAUUUUUCAUCAUUAGUUUAACCGGAUUCUUUGUCAUGUGGUUUACAGAAUAUUAUAAUAAUAUCUUUCUGUCAAAUCUUGUUUUAUCUAGAAAUUCGGAAACAGCACAAAAAUGGAUGAAUCCGAAUUCGAAAUACGAUACAUUUCUCAAGGUUCAUAUAUUCAAUUACACCAACAUUAAGGAUUACUUAGAGGGUAAGGCUGAAAAAAUUCAAAUAAAAGACUUGGGUCCUCUGACUUAUAAGGAACACACGACUAAAGUGAAUGUCGUCUUUAACGAUAAUUAUACGGUAACAUUUCGGGAUCAUAGGAAUUAUGAAUUCUUGCCGGAUAAAUCAUCCUAUGGGGAGCAUGAAAAGAUAUUUGUGCCGAAUGUUCCACUAUUGGCAGCUGAUUUUCUCAUCGAUCAGAUGCGUGGUCUUAAAAAGAUGACAGCUUCGAUGGCGAUAAAGACGAUAGGUGGUAAUGCCUUUAAGACGUUAACACCUUUGCAAUAUUUGUGGGGUUAUCGCGAUAAAAUAUCUUCAUUAAAUUUUGCCUCGGGAAAAAGUCACUUUGGUUUACUAAUGAAUCGCAACGGUACCAGUUUAGAUUCUUUACAAAUCAAUACCGGCGAAGAUGACUUAAGAAAAUUUGGUGUUGUUACUCAAUUCAAUGGCAUGCCAUUGCUGGACUUUUGGAGUGAAGAACAAUGCAAUCGUAUCGAUGGCUCGGAUCCGAGCAUGUUUCCACCGCAUCUAAUCGAAAACCGAUCAACUUUAAAUGUGUUCCUGCAAGUGUUGUGCCGAAAAAUUCCUUUAAAAUUUGAAAAACAAGUUACCAUAUUCAAUAAUAUUGAGGCUUUACGCUAUCGUACCCCGAUGAAUAUGUUUUCGCAUCCUUCGGAAAAUUCUGAAAACGAAUGCUAUUGCCGUAAUACUCAGAAAUGUUUGCCCAGCGGUAUCAUUAAUGCGACCAAAUGUUACGAUAAUAUUCCCAUUUAUCCAUCAUCUCCACAUUUCUUUGCGGCUGAACCCGAUAUCUAUAAACAUUUGGAUGGCAUUGAGCCGAGACAAGAGUUGCAUCAGACUUUCGCAGACAUACAUCCAAGAUUCGGUUUUCCUAUUAACGGUGCCUCACGUAUUCAAAUCAACAUUGCUGUGCAUAAAGGUUCAAUAGUCGAACAACAACUAAGACGCCUUCGACGUGAUACCAUUCUACCUCUUAUAUGGAUUGAAAUCACCACCGGCGAUUUUACCGAAGACAUUAUCGAUACUUUAUACGCUAGCACUUAUGGUCUUAAUCUCAUUCAAUGCAGUCUAAAAUAUGGCACUUUACUAAUGUGCUUGAUUUUCUUUACAAUUAUCGUGGCUAGUUUUUAUUGUCUGGCUAAGAAGCGUGAAAUACAAUUGGAGAAGGGCGAGAAAAUCUUAAAGGCCGAAUUAAAAGCUCUUAACCGAAUACAUUUGUCGUCUGCGAGUUUAGCACAAAUGCAAUCAUGAGAUAUUGUAUUAAAAAAAACUUACAUUUAUUCUUCAAAUACUCUGGUGCGUCCAAAUCCACUGUCAAGUACACGUUUACAUAUUUUCAACUUAU